GAAGAUGAGGGGAGCAAGGAGAUCUGCUUCAGUAGCGCUCUGCAGGAACGAAACUGGUUUACUGGGUAGUAGAGAGAAGAUAUCAAUAGAUAUACCAGCUGACGAGACCAGACACCUUCUAGAAUACCAGAUGGGAACAGACCGAGUUAGUCCUGGGACAACGGAACCUUCAUCCAAGGUUCACUUCUCUACGGAGAGGGCUGAUGAUGUCUCCUUGUAUGGAACACCUAAAGAAGAGGUCCCACCACAACCCACAUCUCCAAUGGCAAGGAAUUCCGUUUCGAGCGAUACAAAAAGCCAGAGCUCUGGGUGGGUUCGGAGCCAGCUUCAGAAUAUAUUUGCUCCAACGGAUAAUAAGCUCGCCAUGAAACUAUUUGGCUCCAAGAAAGCGUUAAUGCAGGAGAGAGUUCGACAAAAAGCUGCAGGACACUGGAUAAUUCAUCCCUGCUCCAGCUUCAGGUUCUAUUGGGAUCUGUGUAUGCUGCUUCUCCUGGUGGCAAACCUAAUUAUUCUUCCUGUAGCUAUUUCAUUUUUCAACGACGAUCUUUCCAUCAGUAGAAUCAUCUUCAAUUGUCUCUCCGAUACCAUCUUCCUCGUCGAUAUCAUCGUCAACUUCAGAACAGGCAUAAUGCAGCAGGACAACUGCGAACAAGUUAUCCUGGAUCCUAAACUCAUAGCAAAGCAAUAUCUAAAAACUUGGUUCUUCCUGGAUCUAGUAAGUUCUCUUCCCAUGGACUAUGUGUUCCUAUUCUUUGAUUACAAAGUGCAUCCUGAUGACAUGAUUGGUGCAAGUGAACAGGAUCGCAACAGAACUAUAAUUCAAACUACAAGAGCUCUGAGAAUUCUUAGAUUAGCAAAACUUCUUAGUUUGCUCCGGUUGCUACGAUUAUCUCGACUCGUGAGAUAUGUUGGACAGUGGGAGGAAGUCUAUAUAAUGCAAAACUCGCGUAAUAAGACGCACAAGAGACGAGGGACAAGAGAUCUCGACGCUGAAGCCUCAUCGAAAAGUUUUAUUUCUAAGGUUUUGAGUUCUAUCGGGAUAUUUAUGCGAAUAUUUAAUCUGAUCUGCAUGAUGCUUCUAAUAGGACAUUGGUCUGGAUGUUUACAGUUUCUGGUUCCUAUGCUUCAGGUAUUAUUAAUAACUAACAAUCAAGUGCCC
This is a messenger RNA of Eurytemora carolleeae, 1159 nucleotides long. RefSeq names its product potassium/sodium hyperpolarization-activated cyclic nucleotide-gated channel 3 (gene Ih). The record is from RefSeq and is a predicted model, not a curated record. The transcript has 12 exons. The annotation marks the transcript as partial. NCBI's taxonomy places the organism in Eukaryota, Metazoa, Arthropoda, Copepoda, Calanoida, Temoridae. Gene Ontology annotation, cellular component: membrane. Gene Ontology annotation, molecular function: monoatomic ion channel activity. Gene Ontology annotation, biological process: monoatomic ion transport; transmembrane transport.